Molecule: messenger RNA, 837 nt
Organism: Vicugna pacos (alpaca)
Lineage: Eukaryota; Metazoa; Chordata; Mammalia; Artiodactyla; Camelidae
Product: olfactory receptor 13G1
Biological process (GO): G protein-coupled receptor signaling pathway
Cellular component (GO): membrane
Molecular function (GO): olfactory receptor activity; G protein-coupled receptor activity
Source: RefSeq, a predicted model, not a curated record
AUGAAUGAGAGCGUUGUAACUGAGUUCGUGAUCCUGGGCCUCACUCAAAACCCUGAACUACAGCAAGUUCUCUUCAUUGUCUUUCUUUUCGUCUACCUUGUGGCUUUUCUUGGCAACGCGCUGAUUGUCAUUGCCAUAAUCUCCAACACCACCUUGCACACGCCCAUGUACCUCCUCCUCCUGGCUCUGGCCGUCGUGGACGUCAUCUGCACAACAAGUGUAAUACCAAAAAUGCUUGAGACCAUGCUCACCUCAAGAAAGACCAUGUCAUAUGGAGGCUACAUGUCCCAACUCUUCUUCUUCACAUGGUCCCUGGGUGCCGAGAUGGUUCUCUUCACCGCCAUGGCCUAUGACCGCUACGUGGCCAUCUGCUUCCCUCUUCGCUACAGUGCUAUUAUGAACCACCAGAUGUGCGCGGCCUUGCUCAGCACUGUCAUGGUUAUUGCUGUAACCAAUUCCUGGGGGCACACAGGUCUCAUCCUGAGGCUGACCUUCUGUGGAUCAAAUACCAUUGACCACUUCUUCUGUGAGAUACCCCCGCUGCUGGCUUUGUCCUGCAGCCCCGUGAGAACCAAUGAAGGGAUGGUGUAUGUUGCUGAGCUCACUCUGGCUGUGGGCGACUUCACCCUCACCUGCGUCUCCUACGGUUUCAUCAUCGUCGCCAUUCUUCACAUUCGCACAACGGAAGGCAAGAGAAAAGCCUUCUCAACAUGCUCAUCCCACCUCAUACUGGUGUCUCUUUUCUACUCCCCUGUCAUCUACACCUAUAUUCGCCCUGCUUCCAGCUACACAUUUGAAAGGGACAAGGUGGUAGCUGCGCUCUAUGCCCUCAUGACC